CUCUAUCAGCUUAGCUUGUUUAUGCCUUUCUAAUCAACAAGUCAAUUCAUCAUGUUCUACACCACUUAUUGUGAAGCUUAAAUUCCAACCUAAGACUGCUAUACUUAGAAGAGAACCUUGAAGCCUGCAAGAAAUGCAAAGAAAUGGAAAACCCAAAGGAGCCAGCGAAUCAGCCUGAGCCAAGGGACACUUACAAAAUUGCUUACAUAAUCCAUUUCUUGCUUGGUGCCGGCAAUUUGCUUCCAUGGAAUGCUUUCAUCACAGCUGUUGAUUACUUCGGUUAUCUCUACCCUGCCAAGCAUGUUGAAAAGGUUUUCUCUGUAGGUUAUAUGAGCUCUUCUAUGCUAGUUUUAGUUGUUAUGAUGAGUUCGGGUUGCUGCAGCCGAAAGUUGACUCAUAGAUUUAGAAUGAACAUGGGAUUUUCCAUGUUUAUUUUCUCCCUUUUGGUUGCUCCAACUAUAGACUGGGCAUGGCAUAGCAGUUGGUCGAAAGAAAAACAGAAUGCAGCCUAUUUCGUGACAGUUGCAGCAGUUGUAAUAUGUGGUUUAGCAGAUGGCUUGAUAGCAGGAAGCUUAAUAGGAUCAGCUGGAAAGCUUCCAAAACAGUACAUGCAGGCUAUUUUUUCUGGAACUGCCUCUUCAGGUGUGCUGGUUUCCAUCCUGAGAAUAAUAACAAAGGCUUCACUUCCACAAACCCCACAGGGCCUCCGAGCAAGUGCUCAUUUCUACUUUAUAGUCAGCACCACUAUCCUGCUUUGCUGCAUUCUCUGCUGCAAUUUGCUAUAUAAGUUACCAGUUAUGCAACAGCAUUACAGACUUCUUCGAGAUGACCCAUUUUGCUCCAGGCCUCAAUUUUGGACCGUGGCCAAAAAGGUCUGCUGGCCAGCUCUCGGGAUUCUCAUGAUAUACAUAGUGACCCUCUCUAUUUUCCCCGGAUUUAUAGCCGAGGAUCUUGAAUCCAAGCUUCUUCAGGACUGGUAUCCUAUUUUGCUCAUCACAAUGUAUAACGUCGCAGAUUUCAUGGGAAAGUCUCUGACUGCACUAUAUGUUCUACAGAGCAUUAAGAAAGCUACAUGGGCUGCCAUAGCUAGGCUUUUAUUCUAUCCACUUUUCACGGCUUGCCUCCAUGGACCAAAGUGGCUCAAGGGUGAAGUGCCGGUAGUGGUCCUUACAUUUAUGCUCGGAUUGACUAAUGGAUACCUAACAAGUGUGUUGAUGAUCCUAGGCCCCAAGACCGUCCCAGUUUCGGAAGCAGAACUAUCAGCAAUUGUAUUGAUCGUGUUCCUGGGAAUUGGUUUGGUCAGUGGUUCACUUCUUGGUUGGUUUUGGAUCAUUUGAGCCUCUUCCUUAGCUCCCCUUGACUCCGACUCAUGUAGCUAGUUUUCCUUGGAAAAAGAAAAGGUUAGUUCCGCUGUGUGCUGAUUUCGCAGGCCUGAAGUUAACUCUUUAUGUACUCAAAGCAAAGAUGAAAUCUGAAGCUCUCUGCAGAGUCCGUGAAAACAUCGAAAAAAAAGAGCCUCUGUAGUGUUAUUAGUGUUGGCAACAAGGGUGCUUAGCAAAAUCUAGAAAAGCUUCGGAGUUUAUCUUAUUUAGUAAUCCCACAUAUGUGUAAUUUGAUAUCUUUUGCUCACCUCUAUGCCCUACUUUAUUUCUCUAACGAAAAUCAAGAACUCUAAAGUUGGAUUAAGCACCCACCAUCUUUGAUUAAUUAAGUCAAAAA
Molecule: messenger RNA, 1719 nt
Organism: Theobroma cacao (cacao)
Lineage: Eukaryota; Viridiplantae; Streptophyta; Magnoliopsida; Malvales; Malvaceae
Product: Nucleoside transporter family protein
Biological process (GO): nucleoside transmembrane transport
Cellular component (GO): plasma membrane
Molecular function (GO): nucleoside transmembrane transporter activity
Source: RefSeq, a predicted model, not a curated record